CUCCUCCCAAUCUCCAAAACCCUGUUCCUCCAAACCUCAAAGUCCCGCCGAUGCCCAUUUCAUUCCCUCCAUGAAAGUCCAAACUUUUCACCAAAAUCCCCUCAUUUUCAUCAUUUCAGGCAAUAUAAAAGACCCCCUUCAAAGGUCUCGCCUUCUUCUGCUUGGUUCUCGGGCUUUGGAUCGAACAAGAAGACGGCAGAGGUUCUCCCUGAGAUAGUGAAGGCUGGGGACCCAGUUCUUCAUGAGCCAGCGAGCGAGGUGCCCAUUGAAGAGAUUGGGUCGGAGAGGGUUCAGAAGAUUGUUGAUGAUAUGAUUGGGGUAAUGAGGAGAGGUCCUGGAGUUGGGCUUGCUGCUCCACAAAUUGGCAUUCCUUUGAGGAUUAUUGUUCUGGAAGACACAAAAGAAUACAUUAGUUAUGCUCCUAAAAAGGAAAUUGAAGCACAAGAUCGACGGUCUUUUGAUCUUCUGGUCAUAAUUAAUCCAAGGCUUCAGAAGAAAGGAAACAAAACUGCACUGUUCUUCGAAGGAUGCUUGAGUGUUGAUGGAUUUAGAGCAGUUGUCGAGAGGCACCUUGAGGUUGAAGUCACUGGUUUCAACCGUGAUGGAACCCCUCUCCAAAUAUACGCUAGAGGCUGGCAGGCACGCAUAUUACAGCAUGAGUAUGAUCAUCUCGAUGGCACAAUCUAUGUUGAUAAAUUUGUUCCGAGGACAUUUAGGACCGUAGAAAAUGUCGAUUUACCACUUCCCGUUGGGUGUCCGCAGCUUGGCGUUCGCUCAUUAGAACAAGCUUGAGAUUGGUUCUGAUUCGGAAGGAAGAGCUUUUGAUUAUUCUUUGAACACUGAUUUGUGGAACUUCAUUCUUAAUGGCCUG
This is a messenger RNA of Asparagus officinalis (garden asparagus), 871 nucleotides long. RefSeq names its product peptide deformylase 1A, chloroplastic. Gene Ontology annotation, molecular function: peptide deformylase activity. Gene Ontology annotation, cellular component: chloroplast; mitochondrion. The transcript has 4 exons. The annotation marks the transcript as partial. Gene Ontology annotation, biological process: N-terminal protein amino acid modification; peptidyl-methionine modification. The record is from RefSeq and is a predicted model, not a curated record. NCBI's taxonomy places the organism in Eukaryota, Viridiplantae, Streptophyta, Magnoliopsida, Asparagales, Asparagaceae.